This is a messenger RNA of Fomitopsis serialis, 1184 nucleotides long. RefSeq lists its product as uncharacterized. Gene Ontology annotation, molecular function: 4-alpha-hydroxytetrahydrobiopterin dehydratase activity. The record is from RefSeq and is a predicted model, not a curated record. Gene Ontology annotation, biological process: tetrahydrobiopterin biosynthetic process. The coding region runs from base 49 to 1023 and encodes 324 amino acids. The transcript is spliced from 5 exons. NCBI's taxonomy places the organism in Eukaryota, Fungi, Basidiomycota, Agaricomycetes, Polyporales, Fomitopsidaceae.
UCUGCUUAGUGCUAUAUCCUAGAAUCUGCCUGUUUUGCUCCCACGCCAAUGCUAGUCCAUGCCUUCGCGGUGAAGAAGUCCCUCCAGCUUGGUCUGCUCGCUGGAAAGAGACCGCCCAAACUCUCAACAUGCUCCCACCAUCGUCCCUUCCACGCGACUUGGGCCAGGGCGACCUCUGAGUCUACAGACCAACAUCCCUCGUCUACAAGUGCCGAGCCUGCAUCCGAGCCUACAGGGACUCCUUUUCUCAGCUUCGCCUACAAGCUCAGAGGACAGCUCCCACCAUCCACAAGGAGCCCUGGACCACGAACCGAGGCACAGAAGGAAGAACGGCGCAGGGAGCGCGAGGCGAAUGCGAAGGCGCGUGGGCUCCUGCCGCUCCCUCCCUUGCCCGACGCGCCGAACUAUCCGUGUCCAUAUCUGACGAAGGAGGAGAUCGUGCAGUAUCUCAGCCCUUUGUACCAGCAGGGGUGGUUCAUUGGAAGCUCGGAGUUCACGGCAGACAAGCGCUUGCCGCGGGGUGACGAUGUCGCCCGGAGCUCCGGCGUUGGAUUUGCGGAGAGCGUAGGCAGUGUGCAGACCGCAGAGGAUCACCAUUGCACCAUGUUGGUCGACGACGAAUCCAUCCACAUCAGGACGCACACGCACUCGGCGCGCCCCUUGCCCACGACGCGGGACGCAAAACCGUCAAAAAGCCCGGGCAUCACCCUCCGCGACGUGCGGCUCGCGAUCCUCAUAGAGCAGAAGUUCCAGGACCACCUCAGGCGCGACGCAGCGCCAUGGCGUUCCCAGUUCAUGAACGCCCGUGACAGCGUCCGCCCGCUGAUGCCGCAAGGCAUCGAGCGGCUGCGGCGACUGGCCGAGUUCAGGGGGACUUUGGCAUGUCCGGUGUGCAAAGGCCCGCAUAAAGGGGUGCAGUGUCCGAAGAAGGAUGUCGUUCAGCCGGCGACCCCGUGUUCGCGGUGUGGGAAGAUGCACUGGAGGUUCAUGUGUGACGCUGUCGCACCUACGGUAAAGCAGUGAGAGUCGUCUAGCAUCUGGAAACCACCGUUGUGGCUCUCCUUGGGGAUGUCUUGCAAUGCUAGCCACGCAACCGAUUUCGUUUGACAGGGGCCCCAGUGUUGACACUACCUGUAAUUUCUGAUGUCCAAUGACAAGUUCUAUGCGCAUCUGCGAGUGCCUUG